CUCCAAACCGACGAGCCGAAAACUUUGAAACCGCGUUUUUAAGUUCUUGAUAUUCGCUAAAACGGAGCUAUGGCGCUACAGCGAGUUGGAAAACGGACUUCUGCCGUCCUUUCCGUUGAGUUGAGAGCGUUUAUUGGAUUUUAAAUGGGCGUUCAGGACGUUCCCUCAGCGCUCCGUUGCCAACAGAGCUUUUCAUCCAAAAGAGAGCGGAGGCGAGGCAGGGUGGAUGUUUACGGCAUAAUCUGAUCAUUUGGAUUACUCGGCCGUUCACCUAGAUGUCGGCUGCAGUGGGAGUUCGCCUUUUACGUGAAGUGAAGUGAUGGCGACGAGUCGGAGGAACCCGGAUGAAGAGGAUGCGGCGAAUUAUUCCGCUAAAAUCCCACUUUGUGAGGAUGUGGCGGAUCAGAACAAGUCUGCAGCUGCGCUGUUCCAGCUGGAGGAGGAGCCCUUCUCCUGGCCGGGGCCGAAAACACUGCGUCUUCGCCGAACCUCGAUGGGUUUUGGCUUCACUCUGCGCCACUUCAUCGUCUACCCGCCAGAGUCUGCCAUACAUUCUACUUUCAAGGAUGAGGACAGUGACCGUAGAGGGCGACCGCGAAACAGGCUAGAACCCAUGGACACAAUCUUUGUGAAGCAGGUGAAGGAGGGAGGACCUGCCCAUGGUGCCGGACUCUGCACAGGAGAUCGUAUAGUGAAGGUGAAUGGCGAGAGCAUUAUUGGGAAGACCUAUUCCCAGGUCAUUGCACUGAUCCAGAACAGUGAAACCUUUCUGGAGCUGUGUGUGAUGCCAAAAGAUGAAGACAUCCUUCAACUGUUUUCACGGGAGAUCUCUACUGUGGCCUACUCCCAGGAUGCCUACCUUAAAGGUCACGACGCCUACAGUGGAAAUGCUCGUCACAUCCCAGAGCCACCUCCCGUAUGUUACCCUCGAGUAGACUGUAAACCCCUCGGGAUGACUGAGGCCACAGACACCACGCCAGCCCCAGGCGGACCUCCGUCUGACUUGGGAUACCGUAUGGAAAUACCUGUGCCCCCUUCACCUCCCCCACGGGUCCCAAAGACUCAGACAGCUGUAUGCAUGCGCAAUGAAAGCGUGCGGACAGUGGUGGUGUCGCCCGACAUCCACAUGGGUGCUGCCGUUAGGGGAGACUACAUAGGUCACAUAGGUCCAGAUCCAUUAUUAAUGAGGGGCAGACCCGGGACAGUGUCUGGUGGCCGCCCACCUUACCUUCACGCUCGCAAAACUGACGUGUACCCUCCGGGUUACCAUGGAGAUCCUUAUGCCAUUCCGCCUACUCACUAUUCUCCCGCCGCCUCCUCCUCCGCCAUCUCUCCGGCCUCCCACCAGAACAUCGACUGGAGGACUUACCAGACUUAUAGGGAGUACAUCGACAACAAAGGCCUCCAUGCUUACAGCCGGACUAUUCAGGAGAGGCUGGACAGCCUUCGAGCGGCUUCCCAAAGCCCCCAUAGCACUUCCCACUGUGCACCACCACCCUCAUGGGGCAACAAGAUUCGACGCCGGAGCACGUCUCAUGAUCGGUCCUACCAGGGGCCUCCCCUGCUUCCACCUCGCAGUGCCUCACAGGACAGGAUGAGUGGGGCGGAAAGAGCGGCUCGGGCUAGAGAAUGGCCUCCCCGUAGCGUAUCUUCAGAUGGGAUCCUCCGGAAACCUUGUAUUCUUUCCUCAGACUACGUAGAGCAUGGCGAAGUCGUUCCUGGCAUGCCUUGGCCUGGGGAUUGGAGGGUUUAUGGCAGAAUGGAGCAGGGUGGUAGUCGUCCCAGUCGGCAGUCUCUUCCCCAGAGAGCAGUGCUCUACUCCCACCCUGCCGGGUACGGAAAUAGUGUCAGAGGUAGAGCUGCUCCCCAUCAGCUGACCUCUAGGACAGACAUCCCACCCCCUCCUAUUCCCUCUGAGAGACUGUCACGUGUUAGCAAAAACCAGGCCAAAGAGCCCCCCCAGUCUAAAGACCAAAGAACCACCGCUGUGGUGAGUAAUCAUGUUUCUGUCUCAGCGUCCCUGGGCCAGCAGUCUAGGGUUCGAGCGGAGACCAUGCAGAACCUGGAAACAGGUAGAGAGAACUCAGUGGCUCAAAGGUCAGCCUCCUGCUCUGCAGCUCCCCCUCCGAGACAGGCUGGGCCUCUGGCCCAGAGGGGACACCCACGGGACCUCAAGGGUCUGCCGCUAAACGGCCGGAGUCCGAUGGAAGGCGUCGUUUUGCGGGAGAAGCCUCUUGCUGGGAAGAAUGCACCCCAGCCACUCCGCCACCCGUCCUACAUCCUGGCUGUGAAUGACACUGACGGGGCGGAGCCAGCAGGGGGCGCCGUGUGCUGGCUGCCCAACGACGCACGCCGAGAAAUGCACAUGAGGCGACUGGGCGAGCAGCAGGACUCCUCCUUCUGCUCCAGCAACCUGGACGAAUCACUCGACUCAAUCCCCUUCAUCGACGAGCCUGCCAGUCCCAGCGUCGAUCAUGACGGCAGCCACAUUCCAGCUUCGGCUGUGAUCUCCACAGCUCCAGCUGUAAAGACGGACACCCCGAGUCCAAAAACGCCCAGUCCACACAUGCGCCGACAGCUCUCUCAUGACCAAGAGUCCCUUAGAAACGCUAUCCUGGAACAAAGUGGAGCCAAAACCGAACGCUCCAAGUCUUAUGACGAAGGUUUAGACAACUACAGGGAGGAGGGACGAGGGCGAUCCAGUAAGCCAAGUCUGAGGGUCUUUAAGAAGGCAUUGGAUGGUCACAAGUCCUCUGAUGACUCUAGCUCCAGGAGAGAUUCUUCUUCAGACAUUUUCAGCGAUUCCUCCAAAGAGGGCUGGCUACACUUCAGACAGCUCAACACAGAAAAGACUAAACGUGUGGGCGGAGGCAUGCGUCCGUGGAAACAGAUGUAUGCGGUGCUGCGAGGCCACUCCCUCUACCUGUAUAAGGAUAAGAAGGAAGGGCUGGCUCAUGCCAGCUCUCAGCUUGAAGAUGAUCCUCAGCCAGUCAGCAUCAAAGCCUGCUUGAUUGACAUCUCUUACAGCGACACCAAAAGGAAAAACGUCCUGAGGCUGACCACGUCGGACUGCGAGUACCUGUUCCAGGCGGAGAGUCGUGACGACAUGCUGUGCUGGAUCAGAGUCAUUCAGGAGAACAGCAAUCUGGACGAGGAGAAUGCGGCCGUGACGAGCGCCGACUUGAUCAACAGGAAGAUCAAAGAGUACAUUUCCAUGAGUGCCCCUCCCAGCAAGACAGAGCCUUCCCCAAAAGCCUCGCGACAGUCCCUCAGCAUCAGACACACACUGCUGGGGGUCACAGGCAAUAAGAGUCAGAGUCCGCACUCGCCCCGUAACGAGCAGGAGAGGAGCAGCAAAGAUGACUCCAGUCCACCGCGGGACAAGGCUGCGUGGAAGAGAGGGAUACCAGGGCUGAAAAAGAAGCCCACCGAGAAGAAGCCCACUGCAGGGGUCACUUUUGGAGUGAGGCUAGACAACUGUCCCCCUGCCCAAAACAACAGAUUUGUGCCUUUGAUAGUGGAGGUGUGCUGUAAGCUGGUAGAAGAACGAGGGCUGGAGUACACAGGCAUCUACAGAGUGCCCGGAAACAAUGCUGCCAUCUCUAGCAUGCAGGAGGAGCUCGACACCAAGGGAAUGACUGACAUCGACAUACAGGAUGAUAAAUGGCGAGAUCUUAAUGUGAUCAGCAGUUUGCUCAAAUCCUUCUUCAGAAAACUUCCAGAGCCCCUGUUUACUAAUGAAAAGUAUUCUGACUUUAUUGAAGCCAAUCGAACAGAAGAUGCUGUCCAGCGAUUAAAAGCACUGAAGCGGCUGAUCCGUGAGCUGCCUGACCAUCAUUACGAAACACUGAAGUUCCUCUCUGGACAUCUGAAAACGGUCUCUGAAAACUGUGAGAAGAAUAAGAUGGAGCCGCGUAAUCUGGCUAUUGUGUUUGGACCGACGCUGGUCAGAACCUCGGAGGACAACAUGACCCACAUGGUCACUCACAUGCCUGAUCAGUACAAGAUAGUGGAGACUCUCAUUCAGCAAUAUGACUGGUUCUUCUCAGAGGAUGGAGAUGAGGAACCUAUAGCCGCCGUGGAGCAGGAGAGCACAGUCCAGUCUCAGCCUGUUCCUAACAUCGACCACCUGCUGACCAACAUCGGCCGCACGGCUCCAUCACCGGGAGACGUCUCAGCAGAUUCAGCAACCAGUGACUCUGCCAAAUCAAAGCAGGGCUCCUGGGGGUCUGGUAAGGACCAGUAUAGCAAAGAGCUGCUGCGCUCCUCCAUCUUUGCCAGCCGCAAGCGCAAAAAACCCAAGCCUCAGCCGAGCAGCUCCGACGAUGACCUAGAUGCCGUGUUCUCCAGCAAGGAGCUUCAGGAGGAAAGCGACCCUAACUGGCCCACCGACGACCAAACCGAGGAAGCUGAAAGCGAGGCUGGGGUCAGUGACCACCUUGAAAGGUCUGAGGAUGUGGAACGUUGCAAAGAACUGAGCACUGUAGUUGUCUCUAGUGAUCAGCAGCUUCCGUCGGUGCUUCUACCCCUACAAAACAUACAGUCCAUCAAAAAAUCCCCCACUCUAAACUACCGUUCUCAGAUGGCUCGUCAGAACUCCCUCUCAGAUCCCCCAUCCAACUACGAUGAAGGGUGUGUCUCGGACUUGGGAACGCUGAACAGCACCAGUUCCCAGGCCUCGUGUCCGAGGACCAGGCAGGGCAGGACACUGGGCAACUGGGCGGAGAGCCUAGGAGCAGCAGAGGUUUGCUCAAUCACCUCGGAUUACUCUACUACUUCCUCAAUGACCUUCCUGACGGGAGUGGAGUCCAGCGCAUUGAGCCCAGAGGUACGCUCAGUGGCCGAGAGCAGAGGGGAUGAUGCAGAUGAUGAGAGGAGCGAACUGAUUAGUGAAGGAAGGCACAUGGAGACAGACAGCGAAAGCGACCUUUCAGUCUUCGCGGCUUGCAGAGAUAGCAUUCCAGCAGAGGAGAGCAGCCUAGCAGAAGAUAGAGCCACACCUAUGCAAGAUGCUCCAAGCCUCAUAGCAUCCCACCGCAUCAUAGCUUGCGAUACCCUGUCCCGUAAGAGAGGGAGCCGGCAGAAAACGGACAGCGAGUCUUCAACCGAUGGUGGACGCAGUGAAAAAGAAUCUGGCAGGAUGUCCAGGAUGCUGGAGCCGGUCAAAAGCAGACCAAGUGCCAGCCCAAAUCUGUCUCGUAGCGAAUCGGAAAGAGAGAGAUUUGAACCCGUUUGGCGCCUCAAGAUCACAGACAGGCUCAAGUGCCGGCUGCGGUCGUCUGCAGAUGACAUGUUUGGAGUGGGAUCCCAGCGCACCAGGUCGCCUGAGACGCGCAGCAAGAGGAAGACCAACAUCCGGCGGCGGCACACCAUGGGCGGCCAGAGAGACUUCGCAGAACUUUCGGUCAUUGGCGGCUGGCAAGAGACAGGGGGUGCUGAGCUCUCGGCCAUGGAUCGCUUGAAGCCCAAAUGUAGCUCCCAGGACUUCUCCAUCACGGACUGGAUAGUGCGAGAGCGCCACCGUUCCAGCAACCCAGAGGUGAGUCUGGACACUCUGGACUUGCAAGCUUCCCGGACCCUGGACUUGUUUUCUGCUGGGCCCUCGCGCUCCUUCUCCAACACCAUGCAAAUGCUAAACGGAGAUGCGGCUGCCUCUCAGAGCAAAGGCCUCGACGCCCACCCACACAAACUCUCGGGCACCCAAGUGGUGCGGUCCCGUUUCUAUCAAUACCUGUGAAAGAGUGGUCUGUAUGGGUGAAUGUUUGAGGAGAUGUCUGUGGGUGUGCGAAUGAAGGUCUUUAGUGAUGAAUGUUUGAUGAAUUGGGUGUGUUUUUAAGGACCUUGAGCGUCUGCGAGGUGAGAGAGAGAAGCUUUUUAUAUGUGCAAACGGUACUGACGCAGUUCUUUGACAGGCAAGGGGACUUGAGUGAAAUUCACUCGCUCCCACUGACUCUGGAUCUGCUCUAAUUUCCUCCCUCUAAUCAAUUUACACAUUGACCUAUGGUCACACGGUGAAGAGAUGCAUCUCUCCCGUUAGACCUGGUGAACCCCUAGUAUUGCUGGAAGACUGCAUGGGCUACAGUUCCACUGUAAUUAAGGUGCGAGAGGGUGGAGUUGUGGCAGAAACUCGACGUCGAGGCAAGAUUCAAGCCCGAAGGUUCUCGGAAGUAGGUCAUAAUAGGGUUGAAUAGGAUGUUGAUCAGACAGGCUUUAGUGUCUUUAAGUAUUGCUAGACUUUUGUUGCAAGUGUAAGGAGGUCUUCUCAGUCAUGAUUGGUCCUUCCGUAACCCAAAUGAAGAAUGUAUCUUAUCUGCUUGCUGUAAUACUUUAGAAAAUGCGUACCUGCGCGUGUCUUUAUUUUUAAGUGUACAUAGCCCCCUCCCCUUCUCUGUACUUGAAAUGGUUCCUCCUUUCCUCCACCCACUUUUUUUUUUAGUUUUUUUUCGGGCCUGUUUCCGGAUUGCUUCGCGUGCCGUGUCGUGGGAUAGUGAGUACUUUUUAAUUUUUCUUUUAAACCAGCGCGUGGCAGGAGCCAGACUCUCUGCUCAUGACGACGAGAACUGAUCAGCUUUUAGGAUGAAAGUAUACCAAACGCCUCUCCGAUGCAAUAUGCAGCGUAGCCUAUGUAUUGUGUCACAAUGACCAUCAGUUCCUUCAAAAAAAAAAAAAAAAAAGGAGAAAACGUUUGGGAUAAAGCUGGAUUAUUAAA
Molecule: messenger RNA, 6709 nt
Organism: Pygocentrus nattereri (red-bellied piranha)
Lineage: Eukaryota; Metazoa; Chordata; Actinopteri; Characiformes; Serrasalmidae
Gene: arhgap21b
Product: Rho GTPase activating protein 21b
Exons: 26
Coding region: 320-5737 (1805 amino acids)
Biological process (GO): signal transduction
Molecular function (GO): protein binding
Source: RefSeq, a predicted model, not a curated record